AUGUUGCUGAUUGCAUUGCACCUUGUGACAAGCAUACUCGCGGCGCCUUGCCAGCCAGACGGAGACCACGCCGCGAGCUGCCAGACCGACAAGUGCGAGACGGUCGGGUACUCCGAGAUCUGCACCGAGUGCAGGGCCGGGGGCGUCCCGGUCGGCGGCUUCUGCUGGCCCCCCGGCACCCCCCAGGCCGCGGCGGCCGGGUGCACCAGGGCAGACGGGACCGCGUUGGCGGGGUCGGAUACUAUCUGCGGGAAGUGCGGGGACGGGUACUUCCUCUUCAUGGGCGGGUGCUACAAGACGAGCCAGUGGUCUGAGAUCUGCACGGCGGCCGACAAGGGGGUGUGCACCACCUGCAAGGCAGGCGCCGCGUAUCUAUUCCAGAACCCGGCCAGCCCAGUAGCCCCUGGCAACGAGUGCGUGCUUUGCUCGGACGUCGCUCCGCGAGACGGAGUCACGGGGGUGGCGGGCUGCUACACAUGCACGGCGCCAGGUGGCGGUACAGGGGCUGCCACGUGCACUGCAUGCCAAGGAGGGUACGCCAAGAAGGGCGAUGCAUGUGUGCAAUGCGGACCCGGCUGUUUGACGUGUGAGUCUGCUACUCCGACUCAGUGCACCGCCUGCCCCAAGGGGAAGUUCCUGAAGGGGACUGAGUGUGUAGAGGCUAGUGGAUGUGGUAGUGAUAGCUAUGCAGAUCCAAAAGUAGACAAGUGCAAGGCCUGCGCUACUGACAUAGCUGACUGUGCCACCUGUGAGUACAAUGCAACUAUUAGUCAACCACAAUGUAAGACCUGCAGCAGUAGCAAGAUAGUGAAGACAGCGGCAGACGGGACGACGACAUGCGUUGCGGAGGGAGAGUGCACUAGCACUCAUUUUAUUGAUCAAACACCUCCAAAGGCUUGUGUCCUAUGUGGCGAUGAUGCGCGAGGCGGCGUUGCCGGGUGUAGCAGCUGUCCAGGCAAGGAUCAAUGCUCUGCCUGUUUAGCUGGGUAUAUAAAAAAGGGAAGCGGGAACUCAGUUACCUGCGACCCUUGUGGCGAGAAUUGCGCCACCUGCACUCAAGCUGGAAAUGAUAAGUGUGAUACAUGCAAGCCAGGGUACUUCCUGAAACAACCCGGCUCUGCUGGUAAGUGCUUCGCCUGCGACAGUAAAGCCGACAAUGGCAUAGAGGGGUGCUCCCAAUGUAACAGCGGCCUAACCCCUACAUGCACCGAUUGCAAGUCCAACUAUCGCAAGGAGGGAACCAAUCCGGUGAAGUGCACAAAGGUCUGCGAGGACCCCACGGCCUGCGGGGGGACGUCUGGGGCCUGCGGGGCGGUCGUCGUUGACAGCGCCGGGGCGUUCUCCCAGUACUGCUCGCUGUGCGGAGACCCCGCCACGUUCCCCAUCGAUGGGGUCUGCACAGGAACUAAGGGUGACAACACCUGCGAGAACGGCGUCUGCACCCGGUGUGCUGCCGGGUUCUUCCUGUACAUGGGCGGCUGCUAUGAUGUGUCGAAGGCUCCUGGCAGCCACAUGUGCAAGACCGCCGAGGGAGGGAGGUGCACCGCCCCCAGCGAGAACGGCCGGUACUUCCUGGUCCCGGGGGCAUCCAAUACUGAUCAGUCUGUCCUGGCCUGCGAGAACCCCCUUGGCACAGUGAUAGGGGCUGGCAGCACCGCUAAGGCAUAUGUGGGAGUAUAUGGCUGCACAGCAUGCACGGCCCCAGCAGCGCUAGAGGCUCCUGGCAUGACCCCUGCCACAUGCACAGCGUGUAGCGGCAACAACAAGCCCAACCUGGCUGGGAGCGGGUGCUUCACCUGUACCGUUGACGGAUGCUCGCACUGUGGAGCAGGCGGCAAGUGCGAGGCCUGUACCAGUAAAGACCAGAGGCCGAACACAGACGGCUCCCAGUGCAUCGCCUGCAGUAUCGACGGGUGCGUCAGGUGCAGCGAGGAGAACAAGUGCGGCCGGUGCGGGGACGACUACAGGCUGGAGGGUGAGGCGUGCGUGUCCACCAAGCCCAGCGGGGGCAACAGAAGCGGCCUCAGCACAGGCGCCAUAGCAGGUAUCUCCGUCGCUGUGGUGGUUGUCGUGGCUGGCCUUGUGGGCUUCCUCUGCUGGUGGUUCAUAUGCAGAGGGAAGGCAUGA
This is a messenger RNA of Giardia duodenalis, 2127 nucleotides long. Its product is annotated as VSP. NCBI's taxonomy places the organism in Eukaryota, Fornicata, Diplomonadida, Hexamitidae. The record is from RefSeq and is a predicted model, not a curated record. The transcript has a single exon. The coding region runs from base 1 to 2127 and encodes 708 amino acids.